CUUUGGUGUCUAGACCGCGGCCGCCGCCGCACGCGCCGCCCAACGUGGUCCUUGCGGCGUCCCUGAGCCGCCCCUGGCCCCUGCCCCUGGGCCCCAGCUGGCCAUGCCGCAGCCCCCGCCGCCCACCGAACUCCUGCCGUCGGAGCGCGCGGUGGUGCUGCUGUCGUGCGCGCUGUCAGCGCUGGGCUCGGGUCUGUUGGUGGCCACGCACGCCCUCUGGCCCGACCUGCGCAGCCGGGCGCGGCGUCUGCUGCUCUUCCUGUCGCUGGCUGACUUGCUCUCGGCCGCCUCCUACUUCUACGGGGUGCUGCAGGACUUCUCGGGACCCUCGUGGGACUGCGUGCUGCAGGGCGCGCUCUCCACCUUCGCCAACACGAGCUCCUUCUUCUGGACAGUGGCCAUCGCCCUCUACCUAUACCUCAGUAUCGUCCAUGCCGCACGGGGGCCCCAGACCGACCGCCUGCUCUGGGCCUUCCAUGCUGUCAGCUGGGGCGUCCCGCUGGCCAUCACAGUGGCCGCUGUCUCCCUGAAGAAGAUUGGCUAUGAUGCCUCCGACGUGUCUGUGGGAUGGUGCUGGAUCGACCUGGAGGCCAAGGACCACGUGCUGUGGAUGCUGCUGACCGGGAAGCUGUGGGAGAUGCUGGCGUACGUCAUGCUGCCCCUGCUGUACCUCCUGGUCAGGAAGCACAUCAACAGAGCGCGGGAGGCGCUCUCGGAGUACCGGCCCAUCCUCUGUGAGGCACACCAGCUCCAGCGCCGCUCCUCCUCCGUGGCUGACACGAAGCUGGUCCUCAUCCCACUCAUCUUCAUCUGCCUCCGGGUCUGGAGCACUGUGCGCUUCGUCCUGACCCUCUGUGGCUCCCCGGCAGUGCGGACCCCAGUGCUGGUCGUUCUGCAUGGUAUCGGCAACACCUUCCAGGGGGGAGCCAACUGCAUCAUGUUCGUCCUCUGCACCCCCGUGGUCCGCACGCGGCUCAUCUCCCUCUGCUGCUGCGACUGCUCACAGCCCCCCACCCAGAGCCCCGCCCGCCGCCCGGGGGCUCCUGUGCCCUCCAAGACCGGAAGCGCUCAGGAACCCAGACAGACCCCGGAGGAGCCUCCCAGCACCUGAGCAUCUGCUGCUCCUCGUACUGUGCCCCUACCCGGGGACAGGCAUCGCCCUUCAUGCCACCGCAGGGGCCGGGUGCAUUUCUGCUGCACUCAAAGCCCCCGGUGAAGCUGUUGACCCUGGUGAGGGACAGCCACCAGCUCAGCCUCUUCUACCUCCCACUCCCUCAGGCAGCGUGUUCACAGGCCUGCGUCCUGGCGCACUUGGGAUUCACCGGGCUGAGCCCAGCAAGAAACUCAGGAGCCAGGGAUGCAGGACCCUGUCAGGUGCCUCUGGGCCAGUGGCCCUCGGCCUUCUGAGGCCAUCUAACACUGUUUACAAUUUGAGGGACCCAGAGAUGUGUCCUCCGCCCAGAGUUGAUUCCUGGUUUGUCAGGUGUUGAGAUUCCCCGAAGAGCCUGGCUUUUCUUGGAUAACACUGCUGGUCAACAGAGGGGCCAGUGCCCUUUAACCAGGUCUCAGGUCCCCUGAGAUCACAUGUGACUACCACAAAUGAGCACAGCCUAGCACAGCCACUCAGGGACAGUCUCCUAGGCGCUUCCUGGCUUCUCUCUUGUUCUGCAGUACUGGGGCUUGAACCUGGGGCCUUGCACAUGCUAGAUAAGCACUCUACCACUGAGCUACCUCCCAGUCCUUUUUAUUUUAUUUUGAGACAAGGUCUCACUAAGUUACCCAGGCUGACUGCAAACUUGUGAUCCUCCAAGUAACCGAGAGUAUAGGCCAGCGCCACGGCAUGGGCCCCGGGUUCCGUCUCUGUGAACUGCCAGCCCUUCAGGGGGAUUGUGUUUAAGUUACAGCACAGGCCAGACCCAGAGCCCUCCUCCUGCUGGUCAGUCACAUAGACCACGUGUCCCCUCCUCCAGUGUAAAGGCAGAGGCAUAUCAGGGACCCCCGAGGAUGGCAUACUCUUUUCCGGUAUUUUCACGUAAUUCCCUCAUUCUUGGGGUGGCUAGAGGUGACGGUGGGGUGGGAGCGGACCUGGCUCGUUCACGUCCUAGCCUGCAUUUUUGUAGGAAAGGUGCCCAGAGAUGGGUGACCCAGAUACUGCUUCCUCCUUGAAGGCGAAGGUUUUAACAUUCAGCCUUAGCUAGGGGCAGAGCUCAGAGGUUGAGCAUCUACUGAGCAUGAACAAGCACCAUGGUUUGGUCCCCAGUACCAAAAAAAAAAAAAAAAAAAUUGAGGGCUUUUGGCGGUUGGUGCAGGGGCAGCAGCCUCGGUGAUUAUUUACAUGUGAAAGAAAAAGGAUUCGCAUGGCAUCUCUUCAUCUCUAGCUCUCUGGUCUACAGCUCUUCCACCAAUACUUCCUCUUAUUUCAGAAAGCAAUUGCUGUAAGUCACCACAACCAAGAACCUCAGGAAACAAUACCUGUGACCUUAGUGGCCUGGCAAGGACGCCCCCAGCUUUACCCUUAGGUGACUCCCUUGGAUCCUGCCAGAAUUCUGCAAGACUGAAAUGAUUUCCAAGCCCAGUAAAAUGGCUCUGGAUCAAAACCAAAACCCAAAUCGAUGCUGUGCUAUCGAUUCGUUUUACUUUCAAAAGCCAAAUGUGUAUCAGGACAGGAGUAGUUAUUUCAAGGAUGGAGUCUAAAAUGCUCAUUUUGGUGUCCUUUGAAAACAGAUUUCUUUAGGAAAAUCAUCAAAAGGUGGGUCGCCCCUUAGGAUUCAAAGCAAGUUCUGGGCUGCCACGUGGGAUGUUCCCUACCUGUCGGCAAUCUCCCGACACUCAGCCACUGCUCCCCUAAAGGGGAAACGGCCUCCCCUAAAAGGGUUACAGAAAUCUGGGCACACAGCAGAUGAAGACCUCUGAGCAUGGAGAAUGGGACAGAAAUUCAGGAAUUUGCUUGCUGCAAACAAGUAAAUGGUUCACAGUCGAGUCAGAGUCCUGGCCCAGAGGAAAGCUAUUAGAAUAAACUGCUCGGCAGGGGGCUCCAGAGCUUUUGCUCCUGGAAGACAGCCCUGUGCCCAGAGGCGAGGACUUGGGUCUCCCCAGCUUGGCUGUGCUCAGGGAAGUCCUGCAGUGGGAGUUGGGGACUCAGAAAACACCUGCUUUAGGUGCUGGGGCUCAUUCAAGUUCUCAUUCCGUUUUUUGGUGCGAUUAUCUGGGUUGUUGUUUGUAAAAACCUCCAAAUAUUUACACCUUGUGUUAUUUCCAUUUCCCUUCCUCUGCUGCCCAUCUGGGCACUGCGGGUGAAUGGUUACCAGGAAUGGCAGCGACCCGGUGGGCAGGGGAGGGGCUUGUCCACAGGCCUUAGCCUGGGCCUCUGGCCCUCCCACCGCACAGAAAGCAUGGCCUCUUGCUUGCAGCCAGGGACUCUCAGUCCAACUGGGUGGGCAGAGUUCAGAAGUAAAGGGAAAUGGGAAGGAAGUCACAUCCCCAAAGUCGAGGAGGGGCUGUUGGCUUCUGAUCCAAGCCAGACAAGGCUGGCUUCGCCCCUGUUCCCCUAUGCUCGGCCCCAGCGAGUCUUUUUCAUCCGUUAGUGUCGUUAAUGUUUAUCUGCCUCAGCCUUAAUGGUCAGCCUGACUGCUCCCAGUUACUGCCCUUCCGGGCGCCUGAAUCUUGGUCUUGUAAUCAGGUUUACCACCACCUCCUGUCUCUGUGCUUCUGAGGGUUGUUUUUUAAGUUAGUGUGUUUGUUCAGUUUUGUGUUUUAAUAAAGAUUCUUCCACGGCCCAGGCUGAAGGUAUGAACAGAACUCUUCACGUGUCUACAACAAGAAAACCUGUUUUUACACACCUCCAAUCGUGGCAUAAGAGAGUGUGAGUCUUUGCACAUGAAACAUUGUAAUACAAACCCCUGACUAUCUAUGAAAACCAAAGUCUUGCUCUUUUAAAUUAAAUAAAUAAAUUAUUUUUCUUCUGCA
Molecule: messenger RNA, 3966 nt
Organism: Sciurus carolinensis (gray squirrel)
Lineage: Eukaryota; Metazoa; Chordata; Mammalia; Rodentia; Sciuridae
Gene: Gpr157
Product: G protein-coupled receptor 157
Exons: 4
Coding region: 104-1111 (335 amino acids)
Biological process (GO): adenylate cyclase-activating G protein-coupled receptor signaling pathway; cell surface receptor signaling pathway
Cellular component (GO): plasma membrane
Molecular function (GO): G protein-coupled receptor activity
Source: RefSeq, a predicted model, not a curated record